GCCGCCGCCGCCACGGCCGUCUCUGCCGGCCCCAUCAUGGAGCGCACCUUCGGUGGCAGCUGGAGCUUCAGCUGGGGCUCGUACACCGAGAAGGCCCCCUGGAAGGACAACUCGAAGCCCUCUUGGUGCCACGGUGAGCAGAUCAGCGGCAUUCCCACCUGGUCUGGCGGUGACUGGGCCAAGCAGUGCAAGACGAACCCUUGGGCCUUCUGGACCAUGUGGUACAAGCCCCAGUGGUGCAAGACGGGCAACAAGCCCAAGCCCAUCCCCUCGACCCCCAGCACCAACCCCACCUGCGACGGAGCCUACCAGGUCGUCUUCCAGGACCUCCAGAAGCAGGCCGACACGGGCGUCUACGCCGGUCAGACCGUCGGCGCCGCUACGGUGGACAACGAGAACUACCUCACCUACGGUCUCGCCACCAGCGUCGACGGCUGCCUCGAGACGUGCGACAAGACCGAGGGCUGCGUCUUCGUCAACGUCUACCAGGACCACGUCGACAACUACCCUGCCGAUGUUGCGGACCUUCCCGAGUCUGCCCAGAAGAAGUACGCCCCAGGCACCCUCACCUGCGCCCUCUACAAGGCAUGCUCUGACAAGGACAAGGCCACCAACUUUGCCGGCCAGCAGGACCCUACCAAGAUCCUCAACUCUGACGGCUACUGCAAGAGCGGCAACUGC
This is a messenger RNA of Jaminaea rosea, 681 nucleotides long. RefSeq lists its product as hypothetical. The record is from RefSeq and is a predicted model, not a curated record. Lineage: Eukaryota; Fungi; Basidiomycota; Exobasidiomycetes; Microstromatales. The annotation marks the transcript as partial. The transcript has a single exon.